AGGUUGCGUGUGGCAGAUUUACUGAAGUCCUUCAAAGAAACAGGAAAGCAAGAAGCCCAAGAGUCAGCCACAAUGAAGGCCCAUCUGUUAGUCUUGAUUUUGGGAUGCUUAAGUGUAAAGACAGCUUAUGGACUGCAGUGCUAUUCCUGCACUUUAUCUUUAUCCAACACAGACUGUAAUAAGAACACUCAGAACUGCACAAUAGAGACCAGCUGCUACUCCACUGUCACCAGUGCAUUGGGGAUAUCGUCAAUCACUAAAGGAUGUGGUGUCUCUACAAUGUGCAGUAGUAACAUCAACGUAGUCGUGGCAUCCACUUCAACAACCUGCUGCAGUACAAACCUGUGCAAUGUGAACAGUUCAUCCACCUUCAGUCUGAAUGUCUUGCUGCUGGCAGCCUGUGCGGUGGCGCUCUUCAUGUCUAAGAAGAUUACCGAAUAGAUCAGUUUUGAUUAUGUAUUGCCUUUUAAGUUUGCAAAUUGAUAUUAUGUUUGACAUAAAUCGCUCUUAAUUGUCUUGCUUUAAAUGGUAAAAUAAAGCUUGUUUAUUUGUAAUAAUAUAUCCAUCCAUCCAUCCAUUUUCCAACCCGCUGAAUCCGAACACAGGGUCACGGGGGUCCGCUGGAGCCAAUCCCAGCCAACACAGGGCACAAGGCAGGAACCAAUCCCAGGCAGGGUGCCAACCCACCGCAGUGUAAUAAUAUAUGACUCAGAAUAAUUAUCCUACAGAAAAAUGUUACAUGUCAAUCCAGAAUGUUAUUUUUGGAAAAAGUAAAGAAAUCAUUUCAAUAUUUCAUGUCGUCCAUUCUGUAAUUGCUUAAUAUCAAUUGUUGUAUUUUCUGUAAAAAUGACAUACAUUAAAUAGAUGUUACAUAAAAUACAAAAUAAUAAUAAAAAUGAAUUACUAAACCAAA
This is a messenger RNA of Erpetoichthys calabaricus (reedfish), 913 nucleotides long. Its product is annotated as prostate stem cell antigen-like. Bases 73 to 441 code for a protein of 122 amino acids. The record is from RefSeq and is a predicted model, not a curated record. The transcript is spliced from 3 exons. NCBI's taxonomy places the organism in Eukaryota, Metazoa, Chordata, Cladistia, Polypteriformes, Polypteridae.